GGCGAGUUGCUACAGACGCGUUUUUAUACACUGGCGAUAUGUUAUGUUAUUUUGAGUGUUUACGCAGGAAAUUGAGGAGGAUAAAUAUGGCGUGUAUGUACAAAACUAUUAAUAGAAACGAUACAUGUUCACAUCAGGAUAAAUAAGGAGUGUGUUCCAACGAAUUAACGUUUUUUUUCUUCACUUUCAAUGAAUCAUGAACUGCUUACAGUAGAACUCAACAAAACAGUAAUUAUCACAUAGCCAGCUUAAUAUUCUACUUACAAACAUAUCUCAUAUCAAUUUUACUCAGAGCCGUUCAAUGUACAUUGUAUUGUUCAAGUAUUUCAUGUGAAGUUUAAUGUGAGCAUUGUGUUGCAAAACAACCCCAAACAACUUUGUCAGACACUGGAAAACGCCAAAUGCCUACCGCAAUGGAUAAAAACAAAAAGCGGUCUCUACGCAUCAAAAUCAUCAGCAUGGGGAACGCAGAGGCCGGAAAGAGUUGUGUGAUAAAACGGUUUUGUGAGAAGCGAUUCGUCCACAAAUACCUGGCCACAAUAGGAAUAGACUAUGGUGUCACAAGGGUAACUGUUAAGGACCGUGAUGUCAAAGUCAAUAUCUUUGACAUGGCUGGGCAUCCCAUAUUUUAUGAAGUUCGGAACGAGUUCUACAAGGAUACACAAGGUGCUAUCAUCGUGUAUGAUAUCUCGGACAGAUCAAGCUUCGAGGCUCUAGACUCAUGGGUCCAGGAAAUGCAAAAUGAAACUGGCAACCAGACAGACGUAGAAAAUGUGGUUGUUUGUGUCUGUGGUAACAAGACAGACAAGAAGCGGUCAGUGGAUGAAGUUGAGGGCCGUCUCUGGUCAGAGACAAAAGGUUACUUGUUCUUUGAAACGUCCGCCCAGACAGGGGAAGGUGUGACAGAAAUGUUUCAGGCACUAUUUGAUGCAGUGGUGGUAGCCGCAGAAAAUGGCGGUAAAAAGGCCCCUAUACAGACGCAGCUGGGCUACUCGAAGGAACAAGCAGAUGCCAUACAGAAACUGAAGUCUGCGAAAUCAGACUAUGAACGCCUGGGCCUGAUACCUGGGGCCACAAAGGAGGAUGUUAAUCGAGCCUACCGGAAGUUGGCAGUCUUACUCCACCCAGACAAGAGUGUGGCGCCGGGAAGUGAAGAGGCUUUCAAACUACUAGUAGCAUCGCGCACUGCUCUACUAAAACGCUGCUAACAGGAUUUUAGGACAUAUAUAUAUAGUCAUCUUUGUUAAGUUUGUUAAAACAAUUAUGCUAGCAGUGGAUAAGAUUUGGAAUUACACAGAUUAUAGUUGAAGGCGACAAAAUUGUCAAAUUAUCUAAUUAAAAAUAUCAUCAAAUCGUUAUCAAAUUAGUAGUGAAACCACCUGUAUGUUCUCGUAUCUAAUUUGAUAUAAUUGUUGCCCGGACGAGUUUUACGAUCUUAUAAAAAUCUGUCCAUUUCUGUAGUUCAGUAAAGGAGAUUUAUAAAUUCAUAAAAGGAAGAAACUUGACAGCUUAUUAUCAUAUUUGCACAGAAAUCAAACAUAUCACUAAUAGUAUUUAUUGCUGUCUGAUUAUUUUUACAUUUUUUUUUUUUGCUCAGAACGAAAACUACAAGGUUGUCAAAUGAUAGUGAUCAUUUAUUAUUCAAUCAGACCUUGCUUAAUUUGAGGUCGAAAUUGUGAUGUGUAGAAUUCCUGAUAAGGCCUGGAUGGAUAGGCCUGAUCAGCUGAUUUUAGGAGAGUCUACAUGGAAAAAAAUACACAAAUAGCCUUAAAUUAAAAUUUGAUGUAAAAUAUGUAAAAACACACACAAGAAGUUCGUUGUUCUACUGUUUUACACGUGAGAAAAUGUAAUAGGAUCAAAUUUUGAGUGCUUCUUGACGAACGACAGUCGACUGCUACUUGAUUUUGUCCAAAGGACAUACAGACACUUCCGUUUGUGAUGCUCGCGCAUAACUCAGUUCCGGUAUCAGACAUAUGGUUUAGUUAUCUUUUUUUAUCAAGUUGUCUGAUAUUCUUCCAAAAUAAAAUAGGCAUGCGUACACAGAGACUGAAAACAUAUCGCCUCGGCG
Messenger RNA from Pecten maximus, 2068 nucleotides. RefSeq names its product dnaJ homolog subfamily C member 27-like. The record is from RefSeq and is a predicted model, not a curated record. The coding region runs from base 402 to 1208 and encodes 268 amino acids. Gene Ontology annotation, molecular function: GTPase activity; GTP binding. The transcript has 7 exons. NCBI's taxonomy places the organism in Eukaryota, Metazoa, Mollusca, Bivalvia, Pectinida, Pectinidae.